Molecule: messenger RNA, 321 nt
Organism: Malania oleifera
Lineage: Eukaryota; Viridiplantae; Streptophyta; Magnoliopsida; Santalales; Ximeniaceae
Product: secreted RxLR effector protein 161-like
Exons: 2
Coding region: 1-321 (106 amino acids)
Source: RefSeq, a predicted model, not a curated record
AUGGUAGGGUAUAUGGAUGCUAACUACGCAGGAGACUUGGAUGACAAGAGGUCUACCAUAUGGUACGUAUUUAGCCUUGUGGGAGGACCUAUUUGUUGGAGGUAUAUGGUGCAGUCACUCGUAGCUUUAUCUACUACUGAGUCGGAGUACAUGGCAGUGGCUGAGGCUACUAAGGAAGCGUUGUGGGUCAGGGAAUUGAUUGCUCCAGGAGAACUUCUACUUGAGAAGGUUCAUAUGUCUAACAAUGCAGUUGAUAUGCUGUCGAAGCGAUCCACAACGGACAAGCAUUUCUUGAACUUGAUCAAUGUCUCCAGGUGCUAG